AUGGGGCUCCCGUAAGUCAUGUCCGCCAAACAUCUCGUUCGGCCCCGCCUGGCGCGUGGCCUGCGCUGCGCGAGCAUCGCGAACGAGCCACAUCGUAACUCCAGGCUAACGCGACGUGCGCCAAAGCAUCUGGCGCGAUCCAGAAGAGAAGAAAUCCGCCAGAAAUGUCGUCAAAGUAGAUGCGACCGCUGCCCUGCGGUCUUCUAUCCGUAGGCGGCCGUCGGUUCAUGGCCGCCGCACAAUCCGUACGCGCCUACCACGCGACCCUUCGCUCAUCCCGCCGCGAUUCCAACGCUCUCCGCCGCCAUCCUCAGGCUUCAAUGGGCUGCGCGAGCCCCGGCGCACAGAAGACAGAGGCGUACCGCCCAUCUCGAGCCUCCUCGAAGCAGCCAACAGGAACAGGGAUGGCCUUCCUCCGCCACCCGUCCCAGAGUCGCAUAACUAUGUGGUCGACCUGACCAUGACAGACGAGGAAGAAGAGCGAGGAGGACGUCGACAGCCUCAUGGCCGCUGGGAGUCUAGAGAGAUACGAGACGCCCGGCGUAAUCUCGCCGAGUUGCGCAAUCGCAGAGACGCCCUGCAGCGCCAGCGCGAUCGAAUCAGACGCGAGAACGAGGCUCUGGAGGACUCUGCAGAUGGGUUACGACGCUCGCCAACGCCUCCUGCAGAUAGGAACGAUCCCAGUGUACCCAUGCACACGAUCAUUCUCAAUCCCGGAGAGCCAUUGCGUAUAAUUCGCUCCCCAGAGCCUAUUCAUAGAAGAAACCGUCCCCAUUCGCGCAAUGAAUCAUCCUCUUCGAGACGAAGUGCGCUUCCAACGCCGCCGCUGGAGACAUCGGGCCCGGACGACGGAGAUCGCGAUAUGCCAACCCGGCGGCGAUCACAUCCUCUCAGCAAUACUUGGCGCGCAGAAUCUCCAGUCGACGGUCUGGGGGAUAGAAAUCGCAGUCCAAGCCCAGGGGACGGCUGGACUAUUACCAUCACACCAGACGAAACAUUGCCCAGUGCGGAGAGCAGCUUUGCCAGCACAGCGGCGAGCCAAUCUUUCAAUGCUUCGAGCAAUUCCACGCAGAUCACAGAGCCAGACGGCCUGAGCGUGAAUAGCAGCAGUCGUCGCGAAACGGAUAAUGGCGCGGAGCAGAGCGAUUCAGCUUCUUCAGUGGAUCCGGACGACUUGGUAUGCACGGAUGAGGAUAUGUUUAGUACGGAGGCAUUUGCGCAAGACAUGUAUUAUCAUGAAAUGCGCACUUCCGAGGGUCGAUCCAGGAUCGCAGCUCAUCAACGCUUGCGCGACGAAGAGGGCAACCGGUUUGCUCUCGCAGCCGAACCUGCGCUGGUGGACAUUGGCUUCAGGCUUAUCGAGGAGGCAUUAGAGACCGACGAAGGCCGCGAACGCAUCCUGCAGAUUCGUCAUACCGCGCCGGAGAAUGUCCAGCAUUUUGAAGACAUGCUCGCAGCAAGCAGGCGGGUUCGGAAUCGACGUCUACGACGGUCAGCUCGAGUUGAAGACAGUCCCGAGCCACCAAGACCUCGCCCAGACCGAUACAGUCAAGAGACUCGCGAUGUGAUUGAGGAGACGAGGAGUCAAGUUCACGACUACUUCCGCCGGUUUGGGGCAGACACGCUGCGACCGCGCUCGACUUCGCCGCCGCCACAGUACGAACCCCUUAACUCGCACCCUGAUGUGAACACUUUCACAUCUCGAGACGGACCUGAGCCUCAUCCCGUCAGUCCGCCGAGCCAGCGAAGCGAGCGCGAAGUAUCGGAUGCGCUGCUGAGUGGCGAUGUCCAGGAGCUCGAUUCCAUGCGCCGUAUCGUGGAAAGGCUAGCGGCGCGCGACGACGUACCCGAGGAAUGGUGGAUGUCCAUGGGGUUGAAUCUGUCCAGAACACGGCCAAGACAUCGAAGCCCACAUACCGCCAGAAGAUCGAGUCCCCGUGACGGUGAACUUGAUACUGUCCGAAGCGGCAGAGUCGAGCGCGGAAACCCGAGAUUAUGA
Molecule: messenger RNA, 1999 nt
Organism: Lecanosticta acicola
Lineage: Eukaryota; Fungi; Ascomycota; Dothideomycetes; Mycosphaerellales; Mycosphaerellaceae
Source: the annotation of a GenBank genome assembly